Messenger RNA from Notodromas monacha, 3070 nucleotides. NCBI's taxonomy places the organism in Eukaryota, Metazoa, Arthropoda, Ostracoda, Podocopida, Cyprididae. The record is from the annotation of a GenBank genome assembly.
AAGUUCUGCUCUGGGGAAACAGAGGUGAAAAAGUUGCCAGCUCAGCAGAAACUGGCUUCAGUCACCAUACAACCAUCAACAAUCCAGUGCAGCUAAUCCGAAUAGGGAGGGCAACCCAAAGAAAUGCGGUCCAUCGUCCCACUCCUAUUUCUGCUCCCAGCAGCCGUGGUUGCACAAACCCCCAAAACGUGUCCCAACCCUUUCUCCUGUGUAUACAGCCACGAAUGUCAGAAGCCGUGUCCACCGGGGUUUCACCAUCAGCCACAUGCGGGAUGUUAUCAAAUUCUCAGCCCGCUUCAGUGCAAUGCAGCCGGGGGUCUCGUGGCCACGUUGGAAACCCACAAAGAGUUUGCCUACAUGGCCGCCAUGCUGGUUCGAGCGUCGCAGCAGAACAUCAGUGAAAUCUUGGUCGGUUCUGAUAAGGAAACCUCUGCGUCCUGGUGUGUCAGCACAGCAGCUGACAGACCUCCCAGCGUGAAGCCCUGCGACAAGGACUCCAAGAACGGGUUGUGCAAAAUUUCUUUCGGCGAAGCCCAUUGUGAUGCCGUGGGCACCGAGUGUUGCUUUGAGGUCAAACGUCCUACUACGACCACCAGCAGACGAGGGACUCCAGAAUGCGAAAUUUGCUGGCACAGAAAUGCGACACUUUCUCAAGAGCUCUUACACCAGGGAUGGACAUGUGCAGAACAGAAGUUUGUCAAGGCUGUGAAUGUCCUGGAAAGGGGCCUGACACCUCCAGAAGCAUUCAACCUGAUAACAAAAACAAUUUGUCCCCCAAACACCUCUGCCUUGUGCUCCCUCAUCAGAAUCAGUUCCCAAACUCAGCAUGUGCUCUUGGCAGACACCCUGAAGGGAGCUUUCAAAAUCAACCCAUUGUCAAACUCACUAACCCUAGCUUCCCAUUAUUCCAAGCAAUUUGAUCCAUUCAAAGAGGACCUAAAGCUGAUGUGUAAAGGUGCAAGUUGUGAGGAAGUUACCCUAGAAAUCCAACCUCUGAAUUCAAAGUCCAAACUCUUGGUUGCUGAGAGUCACUGCGAAUCUUUUAAUUCCAUGGAGAACAAUGUUAUCCCAAAGCAGGCCCCUGCUGGUGUGGCACCAGCUCAAUCAGAACCAUGGAAACCCCCAGCAGAGCCCAGGAUUUCAAACCAGGAUCCCUUCAGAUAUGAGCCACCCACUCAGAUCCCAAGACCCCCACCACAAGAGCAAGAUUUUGAUUCCAUGGAGUCCAGCAUGCCAAAAUCAUUGAACAUGAUUCCAAAUGAGGAAGAAAAAAGACCUCAAAUUGCCAAGCCUUUGGUGAAGCAGAAGGCAAGAAAAUUGAAGACAAAAGUCAAGAAGAUGAAGAAGACCAAGAGUAACAGCAACCAAAGAGACCUAACAAACCCUAAAAUAAUCCCCACUAUGGGCCGCAAUGUGGACCAUGUGGAAAAGCUUUUAGACUUUCCAAGAAAUCAACAACCAGCAGCAGACCCUCUUUUCAGGCCCCCAGGAAUCUGGGGCCCUCCUCCUCAAUUCAAACCACAAGCCCAGAGACCAGCUGUUUGUGGUGUUUCUGUUUCUCCUGAGGCCACUCAGUCAAAAAGGGACAUUUGGGCUAGGUUUGGAAGGGAUGAUGGUUUAGACUCUGAGGAUGGUGAGACUGACUGCAACAGGUUUCAAGCCAAUCCUGAACUCUUCCCAUGGCACAUGUCCAUUUACUAUGUUGCCAGCAAUGGAAGUCGCAUGUUCAUGUGCUCAGGGAUCCACAUUGGUGGGGACCAACACCACCAUCACCACAUGCUGGCCACUGCUGAGUGUGCUGAAAGGAUCCCACCUGGGCAUGUGUCCAACAUCAAGGCGCUACCAGGGAUCCACUCAGAGGGUGAAAUCACACCAUCAACUCUAGUGCAAAAGGGUCUCACUUUGAUUGAUGUUCACACUCACUAUGCAUUUGACAGCAAUGCUGCCAUCUUCACAUUUGCCACGCACCACCAUAGGCACCAAAGGCAACCCCCAGCCAGUGCUGACCCAACCAUGGACUUUGCCCCAAUUUGUCUUCCUCCACCUGGGGACUUCUUUUGGUCGCCUUGUUACAUCAUGGGAUGGUCUACCUCUGAAUCUGGGAACAAACUGAUCAAGCUAGAUGUCAACGUGGCCUUCAGCAAGAAGUGCAAGCAUCACAACAUGGAUACUAAGAUUUGCAUUGAGUUCAAUGCAGAAUCAGACACCUGCUUGCAUGACAUGUCUCCGGUGUUGGUCUGUCAAAGGACGGUUCAUCAGCAGCAAUGGCGUCAUCCAAACCGUAUUGCUCCUGUCCGAAGACAAGAGGAUAUUCAGAAACGUUUGAUAAAUGACGUAAAAAUGCAGGGCGGCCCCAUCAGACCUCCUCCACCACCUCCACCAAUGCCCCCAGCAGGCGUUAAACCUAUGCGUACACCAUGGGUAAAUGACGACGUUUUGAAGAUGCUCAAUGGUUUACCAAUGAACCAGCUUCAAGUUCUUCAGAAUCUCAUCAUCCAGAAGCUGAUUACUAAGUUACAGAAGUUUUCCGAAACAGAUUCAUCCACGAAACAAAUCCUUGAAAAAGUUGACAACCUGUUGGCAAAUUUUCACAAAACUGACGAUGACGUAGAUGGAGCUGCAGCUGCUGAUGCCGAGCUUGAUGACUACGAAGACGCCGACGUUGAAGAAAAUGAGCUGAACUAUCAGAAUAAGCGUUUUGCAACGAUUUCGUUGCUGGAGCCUUCUGGGAUCCACAAGUUGCUGAAAAUACUUUUUGAAACCCCAGGAGCCGAAAAAAUUCGCGAUGAUUUGGAAAACAUCAUUAAUACAAUUGAAGACAUGGUUCCGGAAGAGAAGGAACUCAAAAAAAGGUUUGCAAAACCUCCAAUGCCAUUCAAACCCAAGCUGUUCUUCUCAGCACUUCCCAAUAGUCACUUUGUCUUAGCCAUAGGAUCCAGGGUUGGAAGUAGUCAGAAGAAAAAGUGUAUCAAGGGAGAGGCCAUCUUGAUGACAAGAGUAGGCAGCCUUAUGGAUUUCUUGCUCAGCAUUGCUUGAAUUGUGGGAGCAAAUAAAACCAGUUUACAGAGAA